This is a messenger RNA of Cynoglossus semilaevis (tongue sole), 1784 nucleotides long. RefSeq names its product peripheral myelin protein 22-like. The record is from RefSeq and is a predicted model, not a curated record. The transcript has 5 exons. Gene Ontology annotation, cellular component: plasma membrane. The coding region runs from base 216 to 686 and encodes 156 amino acids. Lineage: Eukaryota; Metazoa; Chordata; Actinopteri; Pleuronectiformes; Cynoglossidae.
ACGGCCUGCAGGGCGGUGUUCUCAGGCGGAGACAGACACAACUGGGGUGUGUGUGUGAGUCCGUGCGAGUCUGUGUGUGUGAGAGACGCAAAGAGAGAACAACAUCUGGAAUAGUAGCCGCAGAAAAGGAGUGGAAGCAGAAGCAGCCUGGUGAUAACUUUCCCAACUCCUCACUUCAGAGUUCAUCCUGCUUUGACUUUUUAUCUACUUGAAAAAUGCUGCUCAUUCUGCUCGGAGUGCUUCUGCUGCACUUAAUCAUCCUCAUCCUCCUCAUCGUCUCCACAGCGGCCAGUGCCUGGUCUGUAGGUGAAGGCAGGAACACAGAUCUGUGGUACAGUUGCCUGACAAGUAAAGAUGGUUACCACUGCAAACCAGCCAUCGAUGAAGACUGGAUCCAGGCCGUCCAAGCCCUCAUGAUUCUCUCCGUCCUCUUCUGCUUCUUCUCCCUCAUUGCGUUUUUGUUCCAGCUCUUCAAACUGGUCAAGGGUGGACGUUUCUUCUUCACGGCCAUCUUCCAGGUCUUCGCCAGUGUGUUCGUGAUGUGCGCGGCCAUCAUCUACACCGUGAUGAGUCCCGAUGACAGCGCUCAUACACAGUUCGGCUACGCCUACGUCCUGGCCUGGGUGGCUUUCCCUCUCACCCUCAUCAGUGGCCUCAUUUACAUCAUCCUGAGGAAGAAGGAUUGAGAGGAGAAGGCGAGGGAGGAAAGAGGGAGGGGUAGUUGCCCCUUACCACAACAUCGCACUGUGCCUACUGCCCACAGACCAGAGACUGACAUCACAACACUACAGCACAAGUGCCCGCGUCACUAACAAUUGCCAAAACAGACAGGAGAUACUUCUCACUGCGGGGGAAUUCUUUUUAUUUCUUUGCUGUAUCUCAGCAUCUGUUACAUUCUCAUCGUAUGCUGAACAACAUGACACACUUGUGGCGACUGUAUCACUUUAGUCGUUUUAGCAAUUUGUUGUAUGCCGACGGCCACAUUUUCCACAAAUUCCUCUACCGUGAUUCCAGACAGCAGUUAAAUGUGGACCCCAUUUGGGUGACUGAGAAAGUGGGGCGCAUAUGGGAGACAGGUCAUCUACUAACCCUAUGCGGUCCAUACAACAUGCCUGGUCCAAAGUGCCGCCCAUGUUGCAGUCCAGUUAAACCCUGGUGGGAUCCACAUGGACCUGCUGCCUGGGAUUACAGUGACAAUCACUCCCGCCUGUUAUCAGUACAACGUUGUACAUAGUGUCUGUGGUUUUUAGACAUAUUUAUAACAUUUUUACAUACAUUUUGUACAUAUUGUUGUCAAAUUAACAUUGUCAUCCUUUUUUGUGAUAGAGUUUGUGUCUCUCACAAGUCAUGCAGCUGUGCCAAAGAGAUGCCGCUUCAACUGCCAGAGUGCCGAGACUCUCUCCUUCUACUUCUUCUUCUUCUGUUUACUUUGAACCGUGUGCCUUCCUUUAGAAUAUCUGUGCUCUUGAAGGAAACCCUGAGAAAUUAAGAAAAAAAAGAAAUCAAGUUUCGAUAAACUCACAAAGUCCUUUUUGUGUCAAAAUUAUCAAUAAAGUUUUUAUGUUGUUUGAAUUAUCAUUGUACUUGAUGUGCAAAUAUUGCAUUUGCAUUUUGUAAUCUAGUUUUUUUAAAUGGUGCUUUUUACUUGCUAUCCUUGAACUGUAUAGCCUUCUUUGUGUUGCAAGUCGUACUGUGUUGUCCUGUGAUUAAUUUGCUUUGUAUAAACCUGUUUUGUCCUCAUUUUAUAUGUCAGUAUUCUUCGAAAUAAACCUUUUGGAAUAAGU